Messenger RNA from Gongylonema pulchrum, 618 nucleotides. NCBI's taxonomy places the organism in Eukaryota, Metazoa, Nematoda, Chromadorea, Rhabditida, Gongylonematidae. The record is from the annotation of a GenBank genome assembly.
ACAGCAUCUGGUGAUCGGCUUCGAAUCGAUCUGGAAAAGCACAGGGGAUUCCAGCAUGAGCUCGCGGAACGACAAGUUAUGUACGAGGCAACCUACAAACGUGGUAAGACACUUGCGGAGCAUGCACCGCGUGCAGAACAGGCUGGGAUUAAUCUGACGAAUGAGCUGCUGAAGCAAAAAUGGACCGAACUGAUCUCUGCUGCACUACAAAGGCAACGUUCGAUCGAGGAAGCACUGCUGGCAUGCGGUCAGUUUGAUGAGGCUCUGUCCUCGCUACGUGAAUGGCUUGAAAAGGAGCUGCCAAAUUUGGAGGAUAUGGAAAAUCAGCCGGUGCACGGUGAUUUGGAGACAGUGAGCAAAUUGAACGAUGCACACGCGGAACUGACCGCACAGAUUCAUGGCCGUCGAGAUACAAUGAAUUCAGUGAAAGAACGAGCCCAGCAGAUGCUAAAAGGCAAAGAAACGGAUGAUUCACUCGAUGGCUUGAGAAAGAAGUUGGAAAAAAUGGACGUGGACUGGGAGCAUCUGGAAAGUUUAGCGAAAAAACGAAAUGAACGCCUGAAAAAUGCUCUUGUUGAUGCCAAAAAUUUCGAUGAGCAGAUUCAUGACUUUGUAUAA